Messenger RNA from Clonostachys solani, 1173 nucleotides. NCBI's taxonomy places the organism in Eukaryota, Fungi, Ascomycota, Sordariomycetes, Hypocreales, Bionectriaceae. The record is from the annotation of a GenBank genome assembly.
AUGAGCUUUUCAAAGAUUCCCAAACCUCAGCUACCAGCACCCGGGACUCCAGGUGCGAAAUAUAACACCACUCCAGACCCAGACUGGAGUGGUCGUGAUAUCAACAAGCCCUGUCCCCCCCCGGGGCCUAUCCAGCCAACUGAAUCUCAUGGCCCAAUGGCUCCCUUAUCACACCAGACUCUCGGUGCGGAGCAUAACACCGCUCUCAAUGAUAGUGGUCGUGACGCUACUCUGCAUAAGAGCAAUCGUUCUGUUUAUAAGCAUUAUGCUCGACUGACCGAAUAUCAUGAAUCAAAUGUCCCACCGACGACUCGAUCCCUGAAGAUGGAUUGUAACCCCGUUGCUCUGAAUGAGAGUGGUCGUGAUAUUCGUAAGCGCCACCCUCUACCGAGUUCACCUAUAUGCCGGGGUCUUGAUGCGAAACACUAUAUCGCUCCAGAGAGCCAUUACGAUACCACCUUGGGAGAGAGUGGUCGUAAUACCUAUCCGAGUGAUAGCGAUGAUCCUACUGUGUUGAAUGAUGACAGGCAGGAUGAGUACAACGCUCGGGACAGCGAUGAAGAUUACUUUUCGGCUGAGAACGAUACUAUUCCGAAUAACAGUAUUCGCAAUACUACACAAGCCAGAGGCAAUCAUCAUCUUGAUACCCCCCCCAGCUCUCUAGCUAUAUCAAACAGCCUAAAUAGUUCUAUCAUGCACCAGACUUGCAGCCAGACUCGCAAUACAAUAUCUCGCCCUACUCCGAAUAGGGGUACCAGUUACAUUUACCCCCCUGACUCUGCCUUUCCUAUUCAUUCUCAGAGCCUAAAAGAGCUAUUAAAUAUACCUAGCAAACAGCCAACCCUUGGUAAUUCUGGAACUCUUAGAAUUCAAUCAGAUAGCCUAAGCCCAGGUCUAAGUUCAUCAACGACAGAGAAAAGGCGUCUGACACAACAGAAUGAGAUGAAUCCUCAGGAGGUAGAUAACUUUAACAUCUGGUACCCCGAUAGACUCUCACAGGGCUCCUCUAUUUCUGAAGAGGAGCUCGAUAUUAAGGUUUUCUGGAAGGCAACCCGUAUCACAUAUAAUGAUCUAUCUUCUGGUCUAAGGAAGUUAAUCUAUGAUGCUUACGCGCUUAAUGGUAAGAAAAGAUUACAGGCCUUCAAAAGGCUUAUAUCUGAUAUUAAGAUAUAG